UAUAUUGUUGAAGAAAAUGCAAUGUUUUGUAGCAAAUACAUAAAACAAGCAUCUGAAAUAGGCUCUAAGCUUGCACGCAAUGAAGAGUAUGAGAGUGACUUCUUAGUUGCAGGUCGUCCAAUUUCCAAAGGGAAGUCACUUGUACUCUCUAAUGAGAUGCUAAAAGUUGCCCAUCGCUAUGUAUUGCUGAAUAGUGUAGAAGUGGCUCCAUACGUACAGUAUGUUUGUGAAGUAUAUACUUUUUGGGAUUUUAAGUUCUUCGAGAUUUCUUGAUAUAUUGUUUUUUACUUAGGAUGCAUAUGAGUGAACUCAGGAGUUUUGACAAACGACUUGGACGAAAUGAGAAUUUGUUGCAUAAGAAACAUAUUGACACGUUUGCCACCUGGUUGCACAAUAAGAUUACGGGUCAAUUGUUGCUGGACAAUGUUUCAAAUACUUUAAAGUGGCUUGCACGUGGCCCUAGAUGUCAAUCCAUGUCAUAUUCCAGUUUUGUAAUAAAUGGAUUUCGAUUUCACACUAAAGAUGUCGAAAACUCUCGCCAAAAUAGUGGCAUUUUAGUUGAAGCAACAACCAUCUGUAGAUCUAGUGCAAAAGAUAAUACACAUGUUGUUGGAAAAGUUCUUUAUUAUGGAGUUUUGUGCGAUAUUAUAGUGCUUAACUAUAAUGCAUUUCAUAUUCCAAUAUUCAAAUGUGACUGGGCAAAUAUUGUGAAUGGAAUAAAGAAGGAAGAUGGAUUCACUUUGGUCAACCUUCACGAGGGACACAGACAAUUUGAAAAUGAUGCUUUCAUUUUGGCAUCACAGGCGAAACAAGUUUUUUAUUCUAGGGAGAAUGAAACAUCUAAUUGGUAUGUUGUUUUGCAAGCAUCACCAAGCGACUUUCACGCGUUACAUAUGGAAGAAGAUACUUCUUAUGAGGCAACUAUUCCAUUGGAUGUAACACAAAUUGAAGACACUCAUGAGGAGGAUGAGAAUUUUGCAAGGAUAGAUGCUGAAGGCAUAUUAUGUGAUAUAUAAAUUGAUUAGUUUGGUAAAUGUCGUUAUACAUAUAACUGUUUAAAUUACAAGUAGUAGAACUUUGAAUAUCAUUCUCUUUCUCUUAUUGUUUGCAAAUUCGUACUUUCUCAAGUGGCUUUUUGGAACUAGGUGAUAUUAUUAAAUAUACGCAUGAUGGAUAAAGCUCAGUCAAAUAAGCAAGCUUCCAUGAGUUCUAAAAGACGAAGCGCUGCGAUUGCUGUUGCAAUUCGGGAGACAAAUAAAAGACUACGACCUUCUAGUGAACCUAGAGAUACCAUGUCUACUCCAAUUACUGGUGAUCAAAACAUGACUUCGACAAGUGUAGAUGCUACAAAAAAGAAAAGAGGUCCAAUUCAUUUGAAAAUGGUUGCUGAAAAUAACUAUCAGAAAAUGGAGCUUGAAUUCAAUGAAUUCGGGCAAGUAGGUGGCCAUAACUCUGAUAAAUUUGUCAGCAUAGCCGGAGCCAUAGUGCAGGAGUACAUGCCAGUUGUUAUUAAAAAUUGGCCUUCAGUGGAUGACAGUAAAAAAAUUGAACUUUGGAAUUUU
Molecule: messenger RNA, 1562 nt
Organism: Olea europaea var. sylvestris
Lineage: Eukaryota; Viridiplantae; Streptophyta; Magnoliopsida; Lamiales; Oleaceae
Exons: 3
Coding region: 294-1016 (240 amino acids)
Source: RefSeq, a predicted model, not a curated record